This is a messenger RNA of Echinococcus granulosus, 426 nucleotides long. RefSeq lists its product as hypothetical. The record is from RefSeq and is a predicted model, not a curated record. The transcript has a single exon. Bases 1 to 426 code for a protein of 141 amino acids. NCBI's taxonomy places the organism in Eukaryota, Metazoa, Platyhelminthes, Cestoda, Cyclophyllidea, Taeniidae.
AUGUUGAUCUCGGAAGUGCGAGUUUUCGAGCCUGCGGGAACGGAAAUGGGAUGGUUUAGCAGUAUAGAGGUUUGGCGGGUGAUGGCGACAUGGGCGGCUCCAGCCUACUACCUCCUCUUUUACCUACUCGUCGCAGUUAGUUGGGCCGCUGCAAUGCGUUGGGGACACCUCCUCUACCGCAGCCCUAACCGCCCCAAAAAACCGAAGAAAUCAAAGACAUUAGACGGAUGGAGGGGGAGGAGGCGGAAGUUGAGAGACCCCCUAUUGGUGGAGGUGGAGGCUCAAAAACCACCCCAGGCCGCUGAUAAUCCCUACGACUUUGAAGAGCAGACCUAUACCAAAACCUUCCUUGCUAAACACGGAAUUCGACCUCAGGAGGCGGAUUCUUAUACGCAAAAAAAUCAAACUCCGAACACUAUUAAAUAG